UCGGAUGCGUGGCUGUCCGCCCGCUGACGCCGAAACUGGGUGCGGCGCCGGCGCCUUCCCUGACGCGAAGAGCACAUGUUGUGAGAUGGAGCGGCUGUAUGUCUCGCCGGAGGCGCGAAGUAUGAGGUUGGGAAGAGCAUUGAUAGAUGCGAUUGUGCAACGAGCCCGGGAGCUGGGGUAUCCAGUUGUAUAGGCGGGUGGGCUUCGUCAAGAUAGGUCCUUAUUACCAGGCACCAUUGGAAGGGACACUGUUUCUUGGGUUGGAUCUCUCAUUAUUCUCUGCUUUUCAUUGCAAUGCUCACCAAUGCUACACGGUCUGCGGCAAGAAUUGCCAGCAUGUAGGCUGUGCU
Molecule: messenger RNA, 350 nt
Organism: Aspergillus glaucus CBS 516.65
Lineage: Eukaryota; Fungi; Ascomycota; Eurotiomycetes; Eurotiales; Aspergillaceae
Product: GNAT family N-acetyltransferase
Exons: 1
Coding region: 5-193 (62 amino acids)
Molecular function (GO): acyltransferase activity, transferring groups other than amino-acyl groups
Source: RefSeq, a predicted model, not a curated record